Elgaria multicarinata webbii is the source of this 5749-nucleotide messenger RNA. It is a transcript of the gene INSR, whose product is annotated as insulin receptor. The record is from RefSeq and is a predicted model, not a curated record. Gene Ontology annotation, molecular function: phosphatidylinositol 3-kinase binding; insulin receptor activity; insulin receptor substrate binding. Lineage: Eukaryota; Metazoa; Chordata; Lepidosauria; Squamata; Anguidae. The transcript is spliced from 21 exons. Gene Ontology annotation, cellular component: plasma membrane; axon; insulin receptor complex. Bases 68 to 4144 code for a protein of 1358 amino acids. Gene Ontology annotation, biological process: multicellular organism development; cell surface receptor protein tyrosine kinase signaling pathway; protein autophosphorylation.
ACGACCCGGAGGAGCCUGGCCGGGCCCUGACAGCCGCCGCCGCCUUCGCCGCCGCCCCUCGGCCGCCAUGGGCCCCGGGCGCGGGUGGUCGGGGCCGGCGCUGGCCUUGGCCCUGGCCCUGGCCCUGGCCGGCAUGAGCGCCUGGAGCCGCGCCAAGGUUUGUGACAGCGUCGACAUCCGCAACAACCUCACCCUCUUCAGCUCGCUGGAGAACUGCACCGUGAUCGAGGGCCACUUGCAGAUCCUUCUCUUGUUCAAGACCCGGGCGGAGGACUUCCGGGGCCUCACUUUCCCCAAGCUGACCAUGAUCACGGACUACUUGCUGGUGUUCCGGGUCUACGGGCUGGAAAGCCUCCAGCGUCUCUUCCCCAACCUCACCGUCAUCCGCGGGACGCGCCUCUUCUUCAACUACGCCCUGGUCAUCUUCGAGAUGGUCCACCUGAGAGAAGUGGGCCUCUACAACCUCAUGAACAUCACCCGCGGAGCCGUGCGGAUCGAGAAGAAUGACGAACUGUGCUACUUGUCCACCAUCGACUGGUCGCGGAUCCUGGACUCCGUCGAGGACAACUACAUCGUGGCCAACAAGGACGACAAGGAGGAGUGUGGCGACGUGUGCCCGGGCACCAUGCGCGGGAAGAGCAGCUGCCCCUCCACCGUCAUCAACGGGAUGUUCAUCGAGCGCUGCUGGACUCACGAGCACUGCCAGAGAGUGUGCCCCACCGCAUGCAAGUCUCAGGGCUGCACCCCAGAUGGCAAGUGUUGCCAUGCGGAGUGUCUGGGCAACUGCCUGGAGGCCGACGACCCGGAGAAGUGCGUGGCGUGCCACCACUACGUCCUGGACGGCCGGUGCCUGGAGACGUGCCCGCCCGGCUACCUCCACUUCCGGGGCUGGCGCUGCGUGACCUUCGACUUCUGCCAGGAUCUCUACAACAAGUGCAAGGUGGCCCGUGGGCUGAACUGCCACGUCAUCUACAACCGCGAGUGUGUCCAGGGCUGCCCGUCCGGCUACACCAUGAACUCCAGCAACCUCCUGUGCACCCCCUGCGCAGGGCUCUGCCCAAAGGUUUGUGACUUCGGCAAAGAAAAGGUCCUCGAUUCGGUGACGGCCGUGCAGGAUCUCCGAGGCUGCACCGUGGUGAACAGCAGCUUGAUUAUCAACAUCCGCGGAGGAAGUAACAUCGCUGCAGAGCUGGAGGCCAACCUGGGCCUGAUUGAAGAGAUCUCGGGGUUCUUGAAGAUCCGCCGCUCCUACGCCCUGGUCUCCCUGUCUUUCUUGCGCAAGCUCCACUUGAUCCGUGGGGACGAUUUGGAAGCGGGGAACUACUCCUUCUACGCCCUGGACAACCAGAACCUUCGCCAGCUCUGGGACUGGACCAAGCACAACCUCACCAUCGCCCGCGGGAAGCUCUUCUUCCACUACAACCCCAAGCUGUGCCUGUCGGAGAUCCACAAGCUGGAGGAGAUUUCGGGGGCGAAAGGGCGCCAGGAGAAGAACGACAUCGCCCUCAAGACCAACGGGGACCAGGCCUCUUGCGAGAACGAGGUGCUCAAGUUUUCAUACAUCAGAACCUCCGACAACAAGAUCGUGCUGCGGUGGGAACCCUACUGGCCGCUGGACUUCCGCGAUCUCCUGGGCUUCAUGCUCUUCUACAAGGAAGCACCCUUCCGCAACGUGACCGAGUUCGACGGGCAGGAUGUCUGCGGCUCGAACAGCUGGACGGUGAUCGACAUCGAGCCUCCGCCCCGGCCCAACGACGUCCGGUCCAUCGGCCACCCCGGGUUGCUUCUGCGGAACCUGAAAGCCUGGACUCAGUACGCCAUUUUCGUGAAGACGCUGGUCACCCACUCGGACGAGCGCAAGAGCUACGGGGCCAAAAGCGAGAUCAUCUACGUCCAGACCAACGCCUCUGUGCCAACCGUCCCCCAGGACCCGAUUUCCGUCUCCAACUCUUCGUCUCAGAUCACGCUGAAGUGGAAGCCCCCUUCCGAACCCAACGGGAACAUCACGCACUACAUGGUGUCCUGGGAGGAGCAGAGUGAAGACAGCGAACUCUACGAGCUGGACUACUGCCUGAAGGGCUUGAAGCUUCCCUCCCGGACGUGGUCCCCUCCGCUGGAGUCGGAAGACGCCCACAAGCACAACCUGAGCGACCACGAGGACGUGAGUGGGGACUGCUGUCCCUGCCCCAAGACGGAGUCUCAGAUCCAGAAGGAGCAGGAGGAGUCUGCCUUCCGGAAGAUGUUUGAGAACUACCUCCACAACGAGAUCUUUGUUCCAAGGCCAGCCCGGAAGCGCAGGGAUCUCGGCAGCGUGGCCAACAGCUCUACCGUGGCGUCUCCCACCGUCCUGGUCUCGCUGAACGGCUCCUCUCCCAUCCCCGAAAGUCCCGAGAGGCCGCGUCCCUUUGAGGUGAUGGUCCUGAAGGAGACGGUGGUCAUCUCCAACCUGCGGCACUUCACGGGCUACCGGAUCGAGAUCCAGGCCUGUAACCGCGACGCCCCGAAGGAGUGCGGCAUUGCCGCCUACGUCAGCGCCCGGACCAUGCCGGAAGCCAAAGCGGACGACAUCGUUGGCCCUGUGACCCACGAGCUGCUGGAAAAGAACGGCGUCCACCUGCACUGGCAGGAGCCCAGACAGCCCAACGGGCUGAUUAUCCUGUAUGAGGUGAAUUACCGGCGCCUUGGAGAGCCAGAGUCGCCGCCCCACUGUGUUUCCCGCCGGCAGUUCGCCCAAGACCAGGGCUGCAAGCUGAAAGGCCUACUGCCGGGCAACUACAGCGUGCACGUCCGAGCCACCUCCCUGGCCGGCAACGGCUCCUGGACCGAGCCCAUCUACUUCUACGUCCACGACACCGCCACCAGGCCCACCGACCUCGUGGCCAUUAUCGUCCCGACCAUUUUCGCCGUCCUCCUGUUUGUGAUCAUCGCGGGCGGCUUCGUCUUGUUCAAAAAGAGGCAAACGGAAGGACCCACAGGGCCGCUCUACGCGUCCUCCAACCCAGAGUACCUCAGCGCCAGCGAUGUGUACAUCCCGGAUGAGUGGGAGGUCCCCCGGGAGAAGAUCGCGCUCCUUCAGGAACUGGGGCAGGGCUCCUUCGGCAUGGUGUAUGAGGGCAUCGCCAGAGACAUUGUCAAGGGCGAGGCCGAGAUCCGGGUGGCGGUCAAGACGGUGAACGAGUCGGCCAGCCUGCGGGAGCGCAUUGAGUUCCUCAACGAGGCGUCCGUCAUGAAGGCCUUCAGCUGCCACCAUGUGGUCCGCCUCUUAGGGGUGGUGUCCAAAGGGCAGCCCACGCUCGUGGUCAUGGAGCUGAUGGCGCAUGGCGAUUUGAAAAGCUAUCUGAGGUCCCUGCGUCCGGAUUCAGAGAACAACCCCGGCCGGCCGCCUCCGACACUCCAGGAGAUGAUCCAGAUGGCCGCCGAGAUCGCCGACGGCAUGGCUUACCUGAACGCCAAGAAGUUCGUCCACCGGGACUUGGCCGCCCGGAACUGCAUGGUGGCUGAAGACUUCACCGUCAAAAUUGGAGACUUCGGCAUGACCAGGGACAUCUACGAGACGGACUACUACCGCAAAGGAGGCAAGGGCCUGCUGCCCGUGCGUUGGAUGGCCCCGGAGUCGCUCAAGGACGGCGUCUUCACUGCCCACUCAGACUUCUGGUCUUUCGGUGUCGUCCUCUGGGAGAUCAGCAGCUUAGCAGAGCAGCCUUAUCAGGGACUCUCCAACGAGCAGGUCUUGAAGUUCGUCAUGGAUGGCGGCUGCCUCGAGCGGCCGGAGAACUGCGCCGAGAGGCUCCACAACCUCAUGCAGAUGUGCUGGCAGUACAACCCCAAGAUGCGUCCCACCUUCGUCGAGGUCAUUGAGAUGCUGAAGGACGACCUGCACCCCACCUUCCGCGAGGCCUCGUUCUUCUACAGCGAGGAGAACAAGCCGCCCGAGACGGAGGAGUUUGAGCUGGACUUCGAGAACAUGGAGAGCAUCCCGCUGGACCCGUCCUCCUACUCGCAGCGGGACGAGGUGCUGGGGCGGGACAACGGGCCCUCGGUGGGCCUCAAGGGGAACUACGAGGAGCACGUCCCUUACACUCACAUGAACGGGGGCAAGAAGAACGGGCGCAUCCUCUCCAUGCCGCGGCCCAGCCCCUCCUAAGCGCCCCUCCUCCUCCUCCCCCCGGGCUUUGCCCCCCCCUCUCUCGCCACGAAUCUCAGGACCCGGCAGGAUCGCUGACGCAGCCGACGAGACGCACGGACUCGCUUUCUGUUCACGUUUUUAAGGACCUUUGGGGGGCAGGGGAGGGAAGGCCGGUCUCGUCCGUGUGUCUCUGUGCGUGUUGUUUUUUUGUUUUGGUGCCAAGGUUGACUCGCUGUCGGCGGACUUCAUCUGUGAAACACAAAUGGACAAUUCUGUUGCUGCUGAUUCCUCCCUGCACCCCCCUCCCUUUCCGCAUAACUCUGGUUCUGUGGCAUGAAGUGGUCGCUUCGCGCCAGGACUUCCGCCUGCCUUUGUCCCCGGCUAAAGGAAUCGGGGCUUCUCUUCCCCGGUGGAGGGGAAGAAGGCCCUGGACUGGAACCGCCCCCCGAAGCUUUCCUCUUCUGCCAGCCUCUUUGCCCCAGGACUUAUUGUCAUUUUACUUUCUUUUCAAAGGCUGAAGGGUCACCACGAAGCGUCAAACACGGACUGUCUUUUUCCUCCGAUUUGACCAACAAACUGCUGCUUUUCUUCUUAAUGGGUUAACCCUAGUGAGUGGGUGGGCGCGCGUGCAGCUCACGCGUGGAGCGAAAGUAUUAGAUACGUGGAAGCAUAUAUGUGAGAAUGAGUGCGUCCUUUUGUACAUAACCGUUUUAUCUAACCACAGAGGUGAGAGAGCGUGUCGCAGUCCUCUUCGUCUGACCCUCCCCUUCCCCCGGCAUGAAUGAAUUCUGAAUAGAAUAUUUUUAUACUGAAGAACUCUUCUGGGGUUGUUGGGGUCCCAUCCCCGUACCCCUACACCCACCCCCCUCCGAUUCAGCAAAACGAGGUAGCCAAAGCAGUAGCCGACGUCCCUGCCGAGGAUCUUGGGAGAACAGGCAAAGGACGAAGCGAAGCGCAGCGAGCCGGAUCCUCUCCUCCGCCACUUACCGUUCCGUUCUCCUCACUCUAGAGCUUCGUCCGGUUAGCAUCGACGUGUAUAUAUGUUUGUUGUGACCUAUUUAAAUCUUAGGUAGUGAACCUCCCUAUAAAUUAUUGACGCCUUUAAUGAUCCUUUCCUUUCCUCCUCCUCCUCCUCCCCUUCUUCUUUUUUGUCUUUUGGGCUCCUUCCAGGGGAAAGGAGGUGGCGGCGCUUGCCUGCUUUCGGCCUUAGAAGGGGGGGCCCUUUGCCCCACCCACCCCCAGCUGGUCUUGGCAAGUGAGCCGCUUAGGAGCUAGGAAGCACAAACCUGUACUUCCAGACUCGAGGAAUCGCGUGGGGUGUGCGUGGUUGGUUGGUUGUUUUGAUUAAAACUCAUGGUUGUGCGAAGGCUUUGGGCCCUGCUGCUUCUCGCGGCCGGGGAGGCUGUGGAGAGAAGCUGCCUGGCUUGGCUGAUCUCCCCGCUUCCCUUCGCCCUCCCUCGCCUUCUUUCUGCCUUUCUGCACGUGCCUUCUGGCCAGCGCCUGCAGCUCUCGGCUAUCAGACCUUCUGAGCUGGGGAAGGGGCCCAGAGCAAAGCUAGCCCAGUGAAGGGCAGCCUUCAAUGCCAGUCCAAGUGCCAUUGCGCUCUCCUCCUCCUCCUCCUCC